Molecule: messenger RNA, 591 nt
Organism: Brugia malayi
Lineage: Eukaryota; Metazoa; Nematoda; Chromadorea; Rhabditida; Onchocercidae
Exons: 2
Coding region: 1-591 (196 amino acids)
Biological process (GO): developmental process; regulation of transcription by RNA polymerase II
Molecular function (GO): DNA-binding transcription factor activity, RNA polymerase II-specific; RNA polymerase II transcription regulatory region sequence-specific DNA binding; protein dimerization activity
Source: RefSeq, a predicted model, not a curated record
AUGUCUAAUACUGCUACUAGUAGUGACUCUACAAGUCGGAUACGACUUAGAAAGUCUAAAACUGGUGGUACAACGACGAAAUUACCACAUCAGGUGCUUAGGAGAAAUGAGCGAGAAAGGAAACGUGUCCAACAAGUAAAUCUUGGAUUCAUACAUCUUCGCGAUCGGGUACCUCAUUCGGCAACUAGCAAGAAAUUGAGUAAAGUGGAAACGCUUCGUGAAGCAGCCCGGUAUAUUAAGCAUUUGCAAGAUCUGCUUCAAGGUACCUCCGAUAAACCAUUCGAACCUUUGAAUACCAACCAAGAACCGCAGAACUCCCAUAAUAUUCCUUGUUUCUCAGAAGAAAAUCACUAUCCUUCGGCAGAUCAAGCAAGCGGAAUUUGUCAAUUUGCUUGCAGUAAUGAUUCCUUUUAUUAUCAACCUUCUCAAGCUAAUAAUUCCUCUCUUUAUUAUAAAACACCAACCUCAUUUAACCCUAAUAAUGCAGUAGUAAAAUCUGAAAAUGAAUCUCUAAAUACAUCUUCUUAUUCUUCGUCUUCCUUAAGUUUCUCUGAGAUCACACGCUUUCAACGAACCGAUUAUGUAUUGUGA